CACGGCCACGGUUUACUUUAGCAGCAGAAAAGGGUCAGGAUAAUGAGGAGAACUCUGCUGCUGCUGGCCUCUCUGGCCUUUGCUUCUCUCACUUCUGUGGCUGAUGGAGCUCCAUUGCAAGUGAUGUCUGCCCCAAACUUGUUGCGGGUGGGAACUGCAGAAAACAUCUUUGUGGAGUGUCAAGACUGCACUGGAGGAGACGUUAGGGUUGAAAUCAAUGUGAUGAACCAUCCAACCAAAACUAAAAGGCUGGCAACAACAUCCGUGACCCUCAACAAUGCAAAUAACUUUCAGCAGCUUGGGAAAGUAACGAUCCCUGCAGGAGACUUCAGUAAAGAUCCCAACGCGAAGCAGUACGUGUACCUACAGGCUCAGUUCCCCGACCGCCUCCUGGAGAAAGUCGUCAUGGUUUCCUUCCAGUCUGGUUACAUCUUCAUUCAGACAGACAAGACCCUUUAUACACCAAACAGCAAAGUUCAUUUCAGGAUGUUUGCACUGACACCCCAGAUGGAGCCUGUAGAGAGGGAUGAAGCAGCCCAAUCUGAUGCUUCCAUUGCCAUUGAGUUUGUGACACCUGAAGGCAUUGUUUUACCACUUGACCCAGUCUCUCUAAAAUCAGGUAUUCAUUCUGGAGAUUUCCAGCUUGGUGAAAUUGUUAGUACUGGAUUGUGGAAAGUGGUGGCAAAAUUCCAGAGCAACCCACAGCAAAUCUAUUCUGCAGAAUUUGAGGUCAAAGAGUAUGUUCUACCCAGUUUUGAGGUGAAACUGACACCAUUAACACAGUUCUUCCACGUGAACAGCAGAGAUUUCACCGUCAGAAUCAAAGCUACGUAUCUGUUUGGUCAGGAGGUGGAUGGAACAGCCUAUGUGGUAUUUGGGGUCAUCAAAAAGGACCAAAGUAAGCAGAGUUUUCCAGACUCUCUUCAGAGAGUGCCGAUUGAAAAUGGUGAAGGAGAGGUGACACUGAGGACGGAAGACAUAACAAAAGUUGAGAGGGACAUCAACAGCCUUGUAGGGGGCGCCAUAUUUGUAUCUGUCAGUGUGCUGACAGAAAGUGGUAGUGAAAUGGUGGAGGCCGAGCUGAGAGGUAUCCAGAUUGUUACAUCACCCUAUACGAUCCACUUUAAAAGAACUCCAAAAUAUUUCAAGCCAGGAAUGUCCUUUGAUGUUGCGAUUGAAGUUUUAAAUCCUGAUGAAACACCAGCAGAAAACGUUCCAGUAGUGAUUAAUCCUGGGGCAGUCAGGGGAUUCACUGCAGCUAACGGCAUGGCUCGGCUCACCAUCAAUACAGAAGGAAAUGCAGCCGAGCUGAGAAUCAAUGCAGUGACCGAUGACAACAUUCUUACACCUGAUAAACAAGCAAGAGCAGAGAUGACAGCAAGACCGUACCAGAGCAAGACCAGGACUUUUAUCCACAUAGGUGUGGACGCAGCUGAGCUGAAAAUAUCAGACAAUCUAAAAAUCAACCUCAAUCUCAACCAGCAGCCAAAUCAAAAUCAUGAUAUCACAUAUCUGAUCCAGAGCAGAGGUCAGCUAGUGAAAUACGGCCGUUAUAAGACAAGAGGCCAAGUACUGAUUUCCCUGAUACAACCAAUCACCAAAGAAAUGCUGCCAUCGUUCCGCAUCAUAGCAUACUAUCAUACAAGUUCAAAUGAAGUGGUAUCAGACUCUGUUUGGGUGGAUGUAAAAGACACCUGCAUGGGCACUCUGAAACUGGAAUCCUCACGACCUGCUCCAGCCUAUGAGCCUCGCAAGAUGUUUGGUCUGAAAGUCACAGGAAAUCCAGAGGCCACAGUGGGACUGGUUGCAGUUGACAAAGGUGUCUACGUCCUAAACAACAAGCACCGCCUGACACAGAAAAAGGUGUGGGACAUAGUAGAGCAGUAUGACACAGGCUGCACACCUGGUGGAGGAAAGGACAGUAUGGGUGUCUUCUUUGAUGCUGGGCUAUUGUUUGAGUCCAACACUGAUGCAAAGACCACAUAUAGACAAGAAAUUAAAUGCCAGCCUGCAAACAGAAAGAAACGCAACGCUGCUGUAAUGGAUGUCAGAAGCAGCUUAUUAAAAAAUUAUACAGACCCAGUAGAAACUGAGUGUUGUCUGGAUGGCAUGAAGGAAACCCCCCUUUCAUACACCUGUGAGGUCCGCAGCGAGUACAUUGUUGAUGGUCAAGGCUGCCGUGAUGCUUUCCUGCGCUGUUGCAAGGCAGUGGAAACUCUUCGAGCAGAGAAGAGGGAGGAAGACCUCAAACUGGCUCGCAGUGAAGGAGAAGACAACAGUUUCAUGGACAGCAAUGAAAUUGUUACUCGCACCAAGUUCCCAGAAAGUUGGCUCUGGUCUGAUAUCAAAUUGCCUCCUUGCCCUAGAAACACACCUAACUGUGACACCACAUCAUUUGUGAAAAGUGUUCCUUUGCAAGAUUCAAUCACAACCUGGCAGUUCACCGGCAUCAGUCUGUCAAGAACUCACGGAAUCUGUGUGGGUGAUCCAUUUGAGGUCAUUGUCAAGAAGGAUUUCUUCAUUGAUCUCAGGCUGCCUUAUUCUGCUGUCCGUGGAGAGCAGAUAGAAAUUAAAGCAAUCCUCCACAACUACAGCCCUGAUCGAAUCACUGUACGCAUUGAUUUGACUGAGGAGGAGCACGUGUGCAGUUCAGCUUCCAAACGUGGUAGGUAUCGCCAGGAGGUCACUGUUGGGCCCGAGACCACACGAUCUGUCCCCUUCGUCAUUAUUCCCAUGAAGGAGGGAGAACGGCGCAUUGAGGUUAAAGCAGCUGUUAAGGAGUCAUAUCUCAAUGAUGGCAUCAUGAAGAUGUUGCGGGUGGUGCCUGAGGGCGUGCUGGUUAAACAUCCAAAGAUUGUGACUUUAGAUCCUGUUAAGAAAGGAGAAAAUGGUGUACAGAACGAAGUUCUUAACAGUGGAAUUAAAAGGAAAGAUUUGGUUCCAAACACACCUACUAGCACACAGAUCUCUGUGACAGGGAGAGAACAAGUAUCUCAGCUGGUGGAGAAUGCCAUUGGCGGCAACUCAAUGGGCACUCUAAUCAGACAACCCUCGGGCUGUGGAGAGCAGAACAUGAUCUCAAUGACCCUGCCUCUUAUUGCAACCUUGUAUUUGGACAAAACCAACCAAUGGGAAACUGUGGGCUUUCAGAAACGUAAUGAAGCUCUCCAACAUAUAAAAACUGGUUACACAAACGAGUUGGCCUUCCGUAAAAAUGAUGGAUCGUUUGCUGCAUUUGUUUCUCGCCCAGCUAGCACCUGGCUGACUGCCUAUGUUGCCAAGGUGUUUGCAAUGGCCCAUCAUCUGGUUGCAAUACAAGAUAAUGUGAUCUGUGAUGCUGUCAAGUACCUUAUUCUCAAAGGACAACAACCUGAUGGUGUUUUCAAAGAAUUUACAGCUGUAAUCCACGGAGAGAUGAAUGGUGAUGUGGCCGGCUUAGAUUCAGACGCCUCCAUGACAGCUUUCUGCCUCAUUGCAAUGCAAGAGUCACGCUCAAUAUGUUCCGACACUGUCAAUAGUCUCCCAGGCAGUAUAGACAAAGCAGUGGCCUACCUGGAGAGGCGCCUGCCCAGCCUCACCAACCCUUAUGCUGUGGCCAUGACAUCAUAUGCACUGGCUAAUGAAAACAAAUUGAACAAAGAGAUCCUAUUCAAGUUUGUUUCCCCAGAGCUAUCUCACUGGCCUGUACCUAGAGGCCGUAUUUACACUUUGGAAACCACAGCUUAUGCUCUUCUUGCUCUUGUCAAGUCUCAGAACUUUGAAGAUGCCAGACCUGUUGUGAGAUGGUUCAACGCACAACAGAAGGUGGGAGGAGGCUAUGGAUCAACUCAGGCUACUAUAAUGGUCUAUCAAGCUGUAGCAGAGUACUGGAUCAACGCUAACGAACCACAGUAUGAUCUGAAUGUGGACAUCAAGUUGCCAGGAAGGUCGAUACCUGAAAAGUACAAUUUCAAUCAGAACAACCACUAUGCCACAAGAACGUCUAAGAUUAACGAUAUAAACCAGGACAUCACAGUGACUGCUAGGGGAACAGGAGAAGCAACAGUGACAUUGGUAUCACUGUAUUACGCUAAGCCCAAAGAACGGGAGAGUGACUGCCAGAAUUUUACCCUCAAAGUGGAUCUCGUAGAAGAAAAAUCAAAUGCAGAUGAAAAGAUAUACAAACUUAGGAUAGAGGUCAUGUAUAAGAACAGGGAUCGUGAUGCAGGCAUGUCAAUCUUGGAUAUUGGCUUACUAACUGGUUUUGCUGUUGAAACAAAAGACCUGGAUUUGUUGUCUAGAGGACGUGGCCGCACCAUAUCAAAAUAUGAGAUGAACAAAGCCCUGUCAGAAAGAGGCUCACUCAUCAUUUACUUGGACAAGGUUUCUCACACACGACCAGAGGAAAUUGCUUUUAGAAUCAAACAGGAAAUGCCAGUGGGCGUCUUACAACCCGCAUCUGUAUCUGUCUAUGAAUACUAUGAACAAACACGCUGCGUGAAAUUCUACCAUCCAGAGAGGGAAGCUGGAAAACUACUGCAGCUCUGUAGAGAUAACAUAUGCACAUGUGCUGAAGAGAACUGCAGUAUGCAGAAGAAGGAAAAAAUCCCCAAUGAUGACCGCCAAGCUAAGAUUUGUGAAAGUACAGAGACCAGCAAAGUAGACUUUGCUUACAAAGUACUGGUUGAAGAGGUUGUAGAAGAGUUAUCCACAGACAGUCACAAAGUCAAAGUGCUGGACCCCAUCAAAGAAGGGAGUCUUGAUGUUGGUCCACUGAAUAAACAGCGCAUAUUUCUCAGUUAUCAACACUGCAGAGAAGCUUUAAGUCUGGAACAAGGAAAAACCUACCUUCUCAUGGGCUCAGAUAAAGAUAUUCACAGAGAUGACAAAAAAGAUACAUUCGAGUACGUAAUUGGUGAGAGAACCUGGGUUGAGUAUUGGCCUACAGCAGAAGAGUGUCAGACUGACAAAUACCGGGAUACCUGCUUGGGCUUGGAGGAGAUGGUCAAUCAGUACUCACUCUUUAGCUGCAUCGGCUAGUAAAACAAAACAAAAAAAAUCUAAUUUUGUUAUUCUGCUGUUUUUACAAUUUUCUGUAAAACAGAAACCAAUAUAACAUAAGGGUUUCACCAUUUCACUGCAGUGAUUAAAAUGUAUUCAAAUGGG
Maylandia zebra (zebra mbuna) is the source of this 5145-nucleotide messenger RNA. The record is from RefSeq and is a predicted model, not a curated record. NCBI's taxonomy places the organism in Eukaryota, Metazoa, Chordata, Actinopteri, Cichliformes, Cichlidae.